Molecule: messenger RNA, 2005 nt
Organism: Triplophysa dalaica
Lineage: Eukaryota; Metazoa; Chordata; Actinopteri; Cypriniformes; Nemacheilidae
Gene: abhd14a
Product: abhydrolase domain containing 14A
Exons: 5
Coding region: 130-936 (268 amino acids)
Cellular component (GO): cytoplasm
Source: RefSeq, a predicted model, not a curated record
CGGAACUGUUAUUGUGCGCAGCGCGAUAGAGCAGCGCUACCGUCAGUACAUGCGAAUUAUGAUCAAUCAUAAACUUUCAGAAUAUCAUCGAUUAUUUAACGUUUCUUUCAUUUUUGCGUAUUUUCGAUCAUGAAUUUUUUCCGCAACCGAUUGGUGGUUUUGGGUCUGGUGUUAUUGGCCACAGUGCUGUUGUAUCUGCUCCUGCCCUCCAUGCGUCAGGGCAGUAUGGAGCCGUCACUGGAGGUGCAGCAGCGGAUGGGAAUGAUCGUCGCGUCCCCUCCACCACCUCCGCAGUCCAGCAUCAACAUCACGGUGAGGACGGGACAGCUGCCUGGGGACCCGCCGCUGUUCUUCAGGGAGGCUUUGCCGGUGGACAGCGCUGGAAGACAGAUUCUACCCAAGUUGCAGAUGGUGCUGCUUCAUGGUCAGGCGUUCACUUCUAAAACCUGGGAGGAGCUGGGGACCCUCAGCCUGCUGGCCUCCAGUGGAUAUCAGGCCUUGGCCCUCGAUCUUCCCGGUUUUGGCAACUCCCCUGACUCAGAGACUGUAAAGUCGGACCAGAGCCGCGUGGAAUUGCUCAAGCGUUUUCUGGAAUCUUUGGGUGUCAGAUCUCCAGUGUUACUGAGCCCCUCUAUGAGUGGCCAGUACGCCCUGCCCUUCCUCCAGAGACACAGCGCCCAGCUGCACGGAUUUGUGCCCAUCGCCCCUGUGGGCACCCGAAGCAUCACCCCUCAAGAGUACCGGGACAUCCAGACUCCCACGCUGAUCGUUUAUGGAGAGUUGGACACUAAUUUGGGUGCCCAGUCCCAUAAGAAUCUGAUUCAGCUGCCCAAUCACACGGUGGUGAAGCUGCCGGGAGCUCGACACGCCUGCUACAUGGACAAACCACGCGAGUUUCAUCGCGCCUUGCUCGACUUCCUCAGCAAACUGGACUGAGAGACGGACAGACUGAGACCGAAAAAGACUUAAGAAGAUGCCGAAAGAUAAAGAAAAAGGAAAUGCUGAGGCAGAGCAGAUCUGAGACUAACAACUCUUUUGCUUUUUGCGAGAUGGCCAAACACUCGACAAAAACAACUCACUGGAACGGGCAUUUGACUUCUUUGUAAAAUACCAGUGUCCAGCGUUAUGAAAUUAAAUGUUAUUAUGUUUCCACAGACUAAACUUUAAAGACCAGAUAUCUUAAAUAUGUCUCAGUGCUUUUGUUUUCAUACAUGUCAAUGGGGUUCAAUGUUGUUUGAUUGUCAACUUUCUUCAUAGUAUCUCCUUUUGUGUUUUCCAGAAGAAAGACAGACAUACGGGUGAAGGACAUUUUGCUUUUGGGUAUGGUUUGGGACUUCACAUUCUCAUCUUUCAAAACAUUUUUAGCUCAACUGUUGUUGACAGUUUUAGUCUCUCCUGUUGAACACAAAACUCUCAAUGGUAAAAAACUGAUCUCUUCUUGUUAUGUGUAAAAAAACUUCUUGGUGUCACGGCAGGAAAUCAAGGGUUUUCACACCAGCAGUUGGCACAUGGAACACUACAUGUUGGGUUUAUGUCAAUGACUCAACCCAUGGUUUCCGCUGCCGAGAGCUGAAGGGAGUUUUGGCAGUAUUGACCGCCUUUCGUGUCUGUAAAUUCGCACCUUAUUAUUAAAACUCGCAGUAAGUUGUUCUGUAUCAUUAAAUUAUUUGGACAUUUGCCCUCGCCACAUAUUUCCACACCUGAAAAAUCAGGUAGCUGAUUGCAUCAUCGGUUCACAUAUUUAUUGUUUAUUUUUUUGUUACAUUUUUUUCAUGAAAAACUGUAUUGUGUGGUAUUUAUGUCCUGUGGUCUAUUUUUUGUAUGUUUAAAACCUGUUAAUAUGAAUGUUGAACAGAACAGUGAGGCAUCUCUGUAAUGUCGAUAUUUGUAACAUCACAUAACAUGACAGCCGUCUCCACCAAGACUGAAUUCGGAACUACAUGCAUUGUACAGCAGAACCGUGAGAUGUUUUUGUUCGAUGCAAAAUAAAGUCAGUUAAUAAUAA